Molecule: messenger RNA, 1326 nt
Organism: Meleagris gallopavo (turkey)
Lineage: Eukaryota; Metazoa; Chordata; Aves; Galliformes; Phasianidae
Source: RefSeq, a predicted model, not a curated record
GGGGAGCGGCUGUACUGCGAUGCCCUGAGCCGGGAGGCCUGCGAGGGGUUGCCCCUGUACUGUCCCUGGUACCGGGUGGCAGGAGCUCUGAUAGGUGUCAACCUGUGGCCAAAGGAACCCACGCCUCGCUUUGUGCUGUGCCCAGAGUGGGCAUUUUGUGAGUUCCUGCCCUGCCCAGCCGAUGAGGAGGAGAAGCAGCGCACGGUGCUGCUGGGAGAGCUUUGGGAGGGACGCGAGUACACACUGAUCCUCACCGCCCGGCCUAGGGAGUACAGGUGCCGUGCCGGAGAGGUGCUGCAGGUGGCCGGCUUUCAUAAGCAGUGCCCUGUGGUGGAGCCCGUGCGCAGGGAGAGCCAGACGCUGAGUGUGCGUGGCGAGAGCAUCCCUGAGGAGCAGUUCUGCCGCAGCCUGUGCCGUGCCGUGGGCAUGUGGCCGGGUGCCCGUCUCGUGGACUACGUCUGUGUGGAGAGCACCUUGCUGGGUGCCUCUUCAGGGGCCGGUGCCCCCCAUUACGAGGUAUUCGUGGAGCUGCGGGGCCUGCGGGACCUGUCGGAGGGGCAACGCCACAAGCUGGACCACUGCCUGCAGGAGGAUUUCCCCAUCUAUAAGUCGUUCCGCUUCAAGGGCAGCAUCGGGCCCCUGCGCCUGCACCUGGUCGGGGCCGGGGCCUUCGCGCGGCUGCGGGAGGCCAUGGGCUGCCCCGUCCCCAUGCCCCGGGUGCUGCGGGAGGAGCGGCUGCUGGCCGUCAUCCAGGGCACCGUUAUCUCCUAAGGGCAGCGCUGGGUUUGCUUGGUGUCACCCUCCGGGCACGGAGUGGGACUGGGGUGAGGGCACCCGACAGAGGGGACGGAGCCGGCAGAGCGUGACCCCGGCUCUUCUCAGGGCUCACUUUGGGCACAGGGUGGGACUGUGGCUGCAGGUGGGCAUCCUCAGGGCCUUCCUGGACAUGCCUUAGCCAAAGAUUGCCCCAUCGAGUGCCACCAGACGCGGGGCAGCGGUGCUGUGCCUUUCCUGAGGGUCCCUUGGGGGUUCACAGCCGGUGGCCACUGCAGGAGAACAGCAGAAAUCUCCCCAGCACUGGGGAGCCCAGGGGCCCUGCAGCUUUGUGUCCCCCGGUGUGGAUGCCCUGGGCAGGGCGUGUGCUGGCAGCAGUGACAGCUGCCCCUCCGCAGCCCCAGCAGUCUGAUGGUUCAGAAGCAAUCAGCUCCAGCAGGGGCUUUUUAAUGUAAAAAACAAACGGGGAAAGAAAAAAAACCAAAAAAACAGAUGCAAAAUAAAAGAGGAUUAACUCUCAAAUAUAAAUAAAGGACAGCACUCUGGGAUUGA